Echinostoma caproni is the source of this 2187-nucleotide messenger RNA. The record is from the annotation of a GenBank genome assembly. NCBI's taxonomy places the organism in Eukaryota, Metazoa, Platyhelminthes, Trematoda, Plagiorchiida, Echinostomatidae.
CUUCGUUCACUCGAACCGGAUCAUGAAGGUAUGGGUGAUGGGUUAAUGCCACAUGAAGAUGACCGCCCGUUUGUUAUGCUCAGUCUGGCUCUGUCUCGCACCGAAACGUCUGCGGUAGUGGAUGCGGUGGCACGACGUUCGGCCACCCCACCGCGCGAGUCUGUUCGUUUCAAUGUGCCUGUGUGCCAACCGAAUACCGAUCCCAUCACAAUAUCCAAUCCAACUCCUGUUCAGUCCGUGUUGGGAUCAGAGACCGCGGGUUAUCAUGUCCAUUCGGACGACACUAGUGAUAUGGAUGAACCGGAAGCUUUGAUGGACGACAUAUUUGCGAAAUCAGAAGCUGCACCCGUUGAGAAUAUGGUGAUUAAACCGGGGACCACUACAGCCUUGCCGGAGGUUUCACUUGCACAACCUCAAGCUUCACAGAUUUCCAAUCUGCCAAGAGCCUCCACACCCAGCUGUGAGGCACUCCAUCGGUUUUGCUACACGAUCGAAUUAAGAACCUUGAAAAACUUUACAUCUUUGGAUCACGAGCCACUAGUGUACGCCAGAUACGUGUAUCCGGUGUUUGGAAGUGCUGCGCCUGUCAUGACCCUACCACCCGUGCGCAUCGGACGAUAUCAAGAGGUCAAUUUAUCCAAAGGAUUCUGUGUAUUCGAAUUUGCUGCUUUUCCAUCCGAGCUUCGUGAACGGUUAAUGGCCGCACCAUUAGUUGUUGAGUUGUUCGAUCGCAGUCACGGGUCGAAAGGGAUGGAUGAAAUCCUUGGUCGAGCCACCAUUCAACUCGCCGCAAUAUUCAACUGUGGUCUACACGAAGCCGCUGACGGGAAGUUCACAGUUCAACGGUUCUCGGGUGUUAGUGACUUUGUAUCGGCCAAAUCAUGCUCAGAACUGAUGCGUCAUAGCCCUGGAGCACCGGGUAUGCAAUCGAUUGGGCAACUUACUUACGGACUAAUAUUGGAAGAUCAUGGCUUGCAUCCAACCGACCAGUUGACACAAACAUCAACUCCCCCAACUCCUGGAAUUGAAGACCAGCAUCCUCGAGCCAAUUCAUCAUCACCGAGUGAGACCAGAACAACUCGUCGACUGACGGAUGUUCGUGCCACGGCCGAAUAUCGGACCGCGCUGGAAUUGGAGUUGUGGCGUGCGGCUGAAGAAGCGAAAUUUACGGCACGCUUAAAGGAACGUGAACAACGCCUGAUGACCACAUUAGCUGAAGAAUGGCAUAAACGAGACAGUCAACGGGAGUUGAUCUGUCGGAAGAAAGUUUCUGAAUAUCAGCAACUUGAAGAGAAACUACGAACAACUCUAACCGAACUGAGCGAACGGGAACAUCAGAUUGCCGCCAAAGAAACUGAGCUGAUCCAACUUCGUCAACAAACAGUGCACGAAGCGGAACUGCGCAAAAAGGAAAUAGAGCAGUUGACACGAAUACAACUACGGGAUAUGGACAGCAAGCUGAAGUUGGAGGUGAAACAGACUGAGUACUGGAAGAUGCAGACAGACGAGUGGAAGGCUAAAUACGCAGCCCUUGAGCACGAAUUGACCAAUAUACGCAGCCAGUUAACUCAAGCGGAGAUUCGCAAGGCUCUGGAUGGACGUCCAGCGACUGCACAAGAGACCUAUGUCACUGCGAACACAGCCCAUAGCCCGCAAAUGGAGUUGGCCAAAGCCUUGGCUGACUUGGCUUCCGUUCGAGGAACACUUGUGGAUACUGAGCGUCGUCUGGACGAAGCUCAGCGCGGUCGACAACGUUACCGUCAGUUAUGGACACGUACAUUGCACGAGGUGGCUCGCCUUAAGCAAGAAGCUGAAGUGGUUGCUCGGCAAAGUUUGGCUCGCAGGGAGGCGGAACUAGAGCAAUUACGUUUGCGCUAUAUGACCAUGGGGGAAAAAGAGUGCGUUGCCCGGCCUUCAGGUGGAGUGUCCCAAAGUGGACCAACGGGGGUGGACGAUCCUCUGCGAUUGAUCCGAGAACAACUGGAACACUUUGCCGAACGAACCGGGUCACCAAAUGUUCCAGAAAUACCUCCACAACCAAAAAUGAUCAGUCCAGCUAAUGACCCGGAACUGAUACGACUGAUUGAGGAACGUGACAAUCUAUUAAACACCGGUGUAUAUGAGCCGGACGAUCCAAUCAUUGCUAACCUGGAGAGACAGAUUCGCUUAUUGCUAGGUCAAACAUGA